Messenger RNA from Neltuma alba, 4081 nucleotides. RefSeq names its product receptor-like protein kinase 2. Bases 440 to 3820 code for a protein of 1126 amino acids. Lineage: Eukaryota; Viridiplantae; Streptophyta; Magnoliopsida; Fabales; Fabaceae. The transcript is spliced from 2 exons. Gene Ontology annotation, molecular function: protein binding; protein kinase activity; ATP binding. Gene Ontology annotation, biological process: protein phosphorylation. The record is from RefSeq and is a predicted model, not a curated record.
AAAGAAAAAGAGAGCACUGCCUUAGAGAGAGUAGGUGCUGGACAGAGAAAAUAAACAAACGAUUGAAGCAGAAAUGUAUGCAGCUUGCUACAGAGUACAGAGGGAUUAAUUAUAUAGAUGCCUCUUUUCACGUCUGAGAGAGAGACACCAUCUGGCAAAUACUACAUUAUUCUAAUCCUUUCGUACAGAUAGAGAGAAGCAUCUUUGGUGGGGUGGUGCUGCUUCUGCAGAUUUUCUGAUCUCUAGGUGUUCGUCCUUUGUUUAGUUUAUUCUCUUGCUGCAAUGGUUCCCCCCACCCCUUUUUUUUGAGCUUUGCUGUGCUGAGAUUGAGUUCAAAGGAAGAAAGCUAGCACAGUUUCACAGAAGUAGAGGGGGGAAGUGCAAAACCCAAUGACUCAAACCCAAGAAGAAAGGUUUGGAAUUUGAGGCAAAUGUUUCAAUGCCCAGCUCGAGGCAAUCCUUCUGCGUCUCUUCCUCCUCUUCUUCUUUUCUUAUCGUUCUCUUUCAGUCCAUUUUUCUUUAUGGUUUAGCAUCCACUGCAAAUCAUGAAGCAUCUGUUCUCUUCUCUUGGCUUCAUAGCUCUGCUUCACCACCACCUCCAUCUUUCUCCAACUGGAACAUCCUUGACGCCAGCCCAUGCAAUUGGACCUUCAUAACAUGUUCCCCGCAAGGUUUUGUCACUGAGAUCAAUAUACAAUCCAUUCCUCUAGAGCUUCCUUUUCCUGCCAAUCUCUCUUCAUUUGCCCAUCUUCAGAAACUUGUCGUUUCUGAUGCCAAUCUCACUGGAACCAUCCCCGUUAACAUUGGUGACUGCUCUGCCCUCACGGUCAUUGACCUUAACUCCAAUAAUCUUGAAGGGGAUAUCCCUGCAAGUAUAGGUAAGCUUAAAAACUUGGAGAGCUUGUCUCUGAACACUAACCAGCUUACAGGAAAAAUCCCCAUUGAGCUAUGCAAUUGCAUUAGCAUGAAAAGUAUUCUCCUUUUUGACAACCAGCUAAGUGGUGUUAUCCCACCUAAGCUAGGAAAGUUGUCAAAACUUGAGGUUCUUAGAGCUGGAGGAAACAAAGAUUUGGUAGGGAAAAUCCCUGAAGAGAUUGGAGAUUGUAGCAAUUUGACUGAGCUGGGCCUGGCUGAUACUGGUAUUUCAGGCUCAUUGCCAGCUUCAUUGGGAAAACUGAGCAAGCUUCAGACUUUGUCCAUCUACACUACAAUGCUAUCUGGUGAGAUUCCAGCAGAGCUCGGUAACUGCUCUGAACUUGUUGAUUUAUUCCUAUAUGAAAAUAGUCUAUCCGGGUCUAUUCCAUCUGAGUUGGGUAAGCUUCAAAAACUGGAGCAAUUGUUUUUAUGGCAGAAUAGUCUUGUGGGAGCUAUCCCAGAAGAGAUUGGGAACUGUACGAGCUUGAAAAGAAUUGAUCUCUCUUUGAAUUCUCUAUCUGGUAGUAUACCUUUAUCUUUUGGGAAUCUGUUACAACUUGAGGAGUUUAUGAUAAGUGAUAACAAUGUGUCUGGGUCAAUACCUCCAAGUCUUUCAAAUGCCUCAUAUCUGCAACAACUGCAAGUUGACACAAAUCAGCUCUCAGGUUUGAUCCCCCCGGAGCUUGGGAUGUUAUCAAAGCUCACAGUUUUCUUUGCUUGGCAAAACCAACUUGAAGGAAGUAUUCCUUCUCCUCUGGCAAAUUGUAGUAACCUGCAAGCACUAGAUUUGUCUCACAACGAACUUACUGGUAGCAUUCCUGCCGGCCUAUUUCAACUUCAAAACCUUUCCAAGCUACUGUUGAUUUCUAAUGAUAUUUCAGGUUCAAUCCCAUCAGAAAUAGGCAGCUGUAGUUCUCUUAUAAGAUUGAGGCUUGGGAAGAAUAGGAUUACUGGCGGGAUCCCUAAGUCAAUUGGGAGCCUUAAAAACCUGAACUUUUUAGACCUCAAUGAGAAUCACCUUUCUGGGCAGGUCCCAGAUGAGAUUGGCAACUGCACGGAACUGCAAAUGAUAGACUUCGGCGAUAACAACUUAGAAGGUCCAUUGCCUAAUUCAUUGUCAUCACUAUCUUUGCUCCAAGUAUUCGAUGGAUCUUCUAACAGAUUUUCAGGUCAAAUACCAGAAAGUUUGGGCCGUCUUGUUUCGCUAAAUAAGCUAAUCCUGGGUAGAAACUUGUUUUCCGGGCCAAUUCCGGCAUCAUUGGGCCAAUGUUCAAGUCUCCAAAUGCUUGAUAUCAGCAGCAAUGAGCUCACAGGAAGCAUUCCAGCAGAGCUAGGUCAUAUAGAGACUCUUGAAAUUGCUCUUAAUCUCAGUUGCAAUUCUCUAAGUGGCCCAAUUCCAGAACAGAUCUCUGCUCUUACCAAGCUUUCUAUGCUAGACCUUUCUCAUAACCAGUUAGAGGGAGAUUUAAACUCACUUGCAGGGCUAGAUAAUCUUGUCUCUCUUAAUAUUUCCUACAACAAUUUCACAGGUUAUCUACCAGAUAAUAAGCUUUUUAGGCAAUUAUCAGCAAAGGACCUAAUUGGGAAUCAAGGGCUUUGCUCAUCUGGUCAAGACUCGUGCUUUGUGAGUGCUUCAAGCAUGACGCUGAAUGGAAGUGACGUGAGGAAGUCACAAAGGAUUAAGCUAGCUAUUGGUUUGCUAGUAGUCUUAACAGUGCUACUAACGAUAAUGGGAAUAAUUGCAGUGAUAAAGGCACGAAGAACCAUUAGAGAUGAUGACUCAGAACUAGGGGACUUAUGGCCAUGGCAAUUCAUUCCAUUCCAGAAGCUGAAUUUUUCAGUGGAGCAAGUGUUGAGACGUUUAGUCGAAGGAAAUAUAAUUGGAAAAGGAUACUCUGGUGUUGUUUAUCGAGCUGAAAUGGAUGAUGGUGAAGUCAUUGCUGUGAAGAAAUUGUGGCCUACACCAAUGGAUGUAGGAGACGGAUUCAAGGAUGAUAAAAGUGGAAUUCGUGACUCAUUUUCAACUGAGGUGAAAACCCUUGGCUCAAUCCGUCAUAAGAACAUUGUUAGAUUCUUGGGCUGUUGUUGGAAUAAAAACACAAGACUGCUGAUAUAUGAUUAUAUGGCAAAUGGAAGUCUAAGUAGUCUACUUCAUGAGAGGACAGGAAAUUGUCUGGAAUGGGAACUCAGGUACAGAAUUCUAUUAGGAGCUGCGGAAGGCCUCGCAUAUUUGCAUCAUGACUGUGUGCCUCCCAUAGUACAUAGAGACAUCAAAGCCAAUAACAUCCUCAUUGGCAUUGAGUUUGAGCCUUAUAUUGCAGACUUUGGCUUGGCUAAGCUAGUUGAUGAUGGUGGCUUUGGUCGGUCCUCUAAUACAGUUGCUGGUUCUUAUGGAUAUAUUGCUCCAGAAUAUGGCUACAUGAUGAAGAUCACAGAGAAGAGCGAUGUUUAUAGCUAUGGUGUUGUUAUGUUGGAAGUCUUGACGGGCAAGCAACCGAUAGACCCGACAAUACCGGAUGGCCAGCAUGUUGUUGAUUGGGUGAGACAGAAAAGGGGGGUUGAAGUGCUUGACCAGAGCUUACUGUCAAGACCAGAUUCAGAAAUAGAGGAAAUGAUGCAGGCAGUAGGCAUAGCCUUGUUGUGUGUAAACUCAUCCCCAGAUGAGAGGCCAACAAUGAAAGAUGUUGCAGCAAUGCUGAAGGAGAUUAAACAAGAAAGAGAAGAAUAUGCAAAAGUUGAUGCACUUCUAAAGGGAUCUCCUGCAAAUGACGUCAAGGCAACAUCUUCAUCAUUAGCAGCAGUGCAGAAUUUGUACCCAGAAGGCAAUAGUAAUAAUACAAUCUUCUCUGUAUCCUCACUGCUUCAUUCGUCUUCUUCCAGUGCCAAAGUAGGUUUGAAGUCAUGAAUUGCAUAUAUUCAUAGUUGGGGGGGGGGGGGGAACGGAAGCUUGUGUUCUUAUCAGUUCCUUUCUCAAUGUUUGUUAUUCUCCGUCAUGGUUAUUCAAUUAUAUAUAUGUAAAGUCUAAAGAGUCUGUUAUAGCAGAAAUGAAAGCUUCAAUCCAUAUCCAUCCAGCAAUUAUAGUUGUGGCUUUUGGAUUACUAUUGAUCUAUUUGCUGAAUAGCUUGUACUUUCUGAUCUCCAAGCUUGGAUUCAGAACAUGUCAGCA